Molecule: messenger RNA, 1929 nt
Organism: Aureobasidium uvarum
Lineage: Eukaryota; Fungi; Ascomycota; Dothideomycetes; Dothideales; Saccotheciaceae
Source: the annotation of a GenBank genome assembly
GGUCGUCCCUACCGCUCACACCUCAGACCUGCCUGUGAUGCCUGUCGCCGUCGCAAGUCCCGGUGUACAACAACAGAAUCAUCCGACGCGUGUUUGAUGUGUCAAGUCCAUGGUUCACAGUGCGUCUUUGUUGAUAGUGAUCAGUCGCGUCGUCGAAAGGUGCCUACUCCGCACGGUCGUGCAUCAAGUUACACAGAGAGCGGCGGGAGCAAUGUCGACCAUGAUGACACGUCCAUAUCGAUGGCAUAUUCUGGAGAAACUCACACUCACAAUGCCCUGUCCGAUGGACAAAGUCACCACCACGGACCAGCAGUCUUGGUAGAUCCAGGUCGUCCGCACGCUUCGGCCAUUACAGGCUCAACUGAAGAAGCCAGCAUGAGUGCCAUGCUCGCCGAGUCGGGAGAUUCUAACACACACAUCAUCAGUCCUGCGAUAGUCGAUGACAAUGAAGAGCUUGAUAGUUACCUAUCGAGCAAUCCAGCUGUCGGUAUACGAAGGAUUACUCGUACUUCAUCAACGAGUACAAACAUAGGCCCAUCUUCGAGACGUGUUCUCUUCAAUACAGUCCUCAAAAAGCCGCUGGGUAUACAUGCGAGGCAAUCGCUUGCCGCUAGCAAGCUUGAAGUCAUCGAGAAGUUACUCGAGCCACAUGGCACGGUUUUGAUUGAUCUGCAUACCUCGUUCCGCAGAACAUACUCUGAACACAAGGACCGGCUCUCACCUGCUCUGUUAUCCAAUUUGUACGCCAACGCGAUGACGUAUUGGAACAACUCACCACAACUACGUUCAUGUCAUCCUCCAGAUCAUCGCUUCAUAUGGGUGCAAGCCAAUGAGGCCCUACACUCCGAGCUCUUCCUCUCACCUGGCAUCUCGACCGUAAUAUCUAUCAUCUUGAACGUUCAUGGCAGACCAAGUACCUCAAUGUUUGGCAACGGUGGAAUGGUAGGAACGGCCGUAGCGCUCUCAAACUCUCUGGGUCUCAAUCGCGAUUGCUCAGCAUGGGACAUCAGUCCGGGAGAGAAGGCUCUGCGAUCCCGUAUCUGGUCGAUUGUUGUGCUGAUGGAUCGAUGGACAAGUCUUGCUUAUGGCACUCCGCUAUUGAUUCAUCGUGCGCAGUAUGAUGUGCCUGUACCCAGCAAAGAGCAACUCGCCCAGCCUAAUGCGUCAAUAGCGCAAUAUGCUGGAUUGUCUAUUUUCCUGGCCAUGUUGACUUUGACCGAUGUUUUGUCGCACUACCUUGAGAACGUAUACUGCAUCUCACGGACCUCUCCCAUUGAUCGACCACCCACCUCAUCCUUUCAUCUCGAGACGCUUUUGACCGACUGGGAAGAUUCUUUGGAAGACGACAUACGUCGACUCGUGAUCAGAGGAAACGAUCUCGAUCGUGCAGGAUCAGGCAACCUCAGACUCUCUUAUCUUGCGGUUAAACUCUUGCUCCGGCGCAUCCUAUGUGACACCACCAACGCUACGACAGAGAACGAAGGCGCAGUCCAAGCUCGCCUGCAGACUCAGAGAGUGGCGGAAGAGAUUGUUCUACUCGUGCAAGAACUGAGCCAUUCUCAUCUGAGGGGCUUCUGGAUGCCAUCCAAUGGCUUCACACUCACCUCGGCGACGUUGUUCUUGCUACGUGAUGCAUUGAAAACCACCAACAGGACUCGCAAUACUUCACUCAAGCUAGCCAAAGAUAUGAUGUCGAGUCUACAGACUCAUCGCGUCAACGACUCUUGGGAUCUGGCGGAUGACUGCUUAUCGAACUGUACAGACAUGACUGACAGAAUUGAGGCUGGAAGGACUUUCGAGUCACCUGGGAUGAUUGAGUCUCAAUACUUCAUUGAUAACAACUCUCUCAUGUUCAACGAUCCAGUGUUGGGCUUCGCAAGCGCUUUCGACUUCGAUCUUGAGAAUUUCCAAUGGAACGAAACUACAUGA